CAGCCGCUCACUAUUUCGUGGAGUCGGAGAGCUGGUACUCCCUCCUCCGAUCGUAACACUCCUGGAUGCCGGGGUCGUUCCACAAGCUCUUGAUGGCGUCGACGUAAGGGUUCUCGAACAUGAUGACCUUCUCCACGUCCACAUCCCUCACCACGUUGGCAUUUGCCUGGCGACAGAAGACGACUCGUCAUCGGCACACUCACAGGAGCUGAGAAAGGAAUGGCAACGCGAUCCGGAAGAGCGAGGGAGCUGACUGGCACUCACUGGUGUGGUCAUCACAUCUAAUGGGCUUCUUGCUUCCCAAUCUCAUUAACGACGAGGUGAUGGUGAUGCUGAUCUUCCCCCUGUCGAAGCAGUAAGGUGACUCAUUUGUGACCAAUGUUGCUGAAUUCGAUUCUUCAUGUUUCGUGGUUAGCUGACGGCACCCUCAAGAAGCCAACGGCAGAGGCCAUCCACUCCUCCGCUGGCUCCGUGACGUCGGCCUCCCAUCCAGCAGGGGGGCGUGGCGCCAGGCAACAUUUGAUUUGGACCCCUCCACCCCCCACCACCGUACAUAAAACGUGAAUGGACAAGAGAGUGGCUAUUUUGUGACACCAGAGAAUGCAUGUUGAGAAGACUCUGGGAAGAGAAGAAGAAUGUGCACCAGAAGUUGUGCGACUCCCAUUCAAAGGGGGUCCGAGGCAGGCAUGGGCAAGCUCCAGAGCAAAUUCCGCAAGAGGUCCGAGUUGUACAGGGCCUCUCAGGAGGAAAAUGCAGACACUACAUCAGACAGUCAGGUGAUGCACUAUGAGCCCGCCCAUCACGGCUCCAUCAACACCGUCGCCAACCUGAGUCCUGAUCUGUGUGUUUCUGGUGGGACCGACCAGGCAGUGGUGGUGUAUGACUGGAAACAGGGACACGUGUGUCAGUCCUUCCAGGGUCACAACAGAGAGGUUACCAAGGUGGUGUGUUAUCCGGGCAGUACGUGGAUCUUUAGUGCCUCACGGGACAAGACUGUCCUCAUGUGGGACCUGAACCAGGGGGACGAGCCUAUUCAGGAAUUCAGCGGGCACGAGUUGGUGGUCAACGGACUGGCUGUCAGCCCUGACGGGCGAAAACUGUGCACGGGCUCCCGAGACAACUGGAUGUGCCUGUGGGACAUCGAAUCUGCAAAAUGCGAACAGAGACGCAACAUCUCGAGGAACCUGGUGACUCACGUGUGCUGGGUGCCAGAGAGCUCCUCAGUAGUCCAGACCUCAGAGGACAAGACCAUACGGGUGUGGGACAGCCGCUCGUGGAAGGUGAUGAACACGUUUCCGGCCAAGCAGUACAUCCAGACGCACUGUGACGUUUCUCCCAAUGGAAACUACCUGGUAUCCAGCAGCAACGGCUUUGGGGGCCAGGGCUGCGAAGCCACGCUCUGGGACCUCCGCCAACCAGGCUGCAAGGUGGUGGAGUACCGAGGCCACCUGCAGACCACAGCAUGCUGCGUCUUCCUGCCCACGUCUCCAGGGGACCCCGCUCUGGUAGCGACGUCCUCCCACGACAGCUCCAUCAAAGUCUGGGACCAGAAGUCAGCAGUCUGCUUAGGAACGCUGUCGCUGGAUGGCGCCGGUCCUCUGGUGUCUUUGGCACCCAGCGACUCGUCCAAUGUGCUGUGUGCCAGCUUCAACAGCGGCCUCCAUCACAUCCAGGUCACCCACGGAUCAAACCAGGUUCAGGGUUCCGGGACAAGUGGAGCGAGUGACCUGGACAUUAGAGUGGUGUCCCGCUUCUGACAGCCUUUAGCACGCAUCAUGUCUUUUUCUACAAGCAAUUUUUUUAAUGACCAAAACUGAUGGCCUGAAGAGGAUUUGGUUCUUUCCUUAGCCAGGUGGACCCAUUUUCUAUGGCUGACUUAAGUGCAAAGAUGGACUACACCCUCACAGCCUGUAGCAGCUGCGUGAAAGUCAACUAUGUGAACCACUGCACCGACGAAGGAAGGUAUACUUGGAUAUAUUCUCAGGAGGUAACAUUUUUGAAACAGCCAAAUAGAAAGUUAUACUUUUGUAGAGUAAGAAUAUCGUGUCAUGUAGCCUCGCUUUAGCUUUUUAGUAUUCCAACUGAUACGUAUUAAAGAUGAAGCAUGUUUUUUUUUUUAAUUACCAAGCAUCUGGUAGGCACAUAAAACCUAUGCAUCAUCAUUUACUACUAUUCGUUUUUUUUUUAGCUAAAAUAUUGUUACACUGAACAAAUGGAAAUAGAAUUCAAGUAACAAAAAAAAAUAAAAAUAAAGCAGCUCUGUGACAUGACAUACUGCAAAUAUGUUGUCCUACAUUAAGCAGCUGUUGGGCCACAUCGUACAGUAGCAAUGUCUUGAAUGGAGAAGAAAUGACAGUGAAGAAUUUAGUGCAGUAGCACUACCUAGUGGGGAAGCUGGUCAAUUACAGCUUCAACAAUACGAUAAAUGUUAAAAUCACCGAUGUACAGUUAAACACACUGAUUAUAUUCCAGAUAAAAUCUCUGCAAUUUACAGCCCAUAUUUAAUAACAACACAUAGGAAACUCCAUCCUCCUUGGGUCAUUUAAUUCAUUUAAACAGAAGUCAUUCUCGGUUGGACACACAAAACAGAAGCUCUGACUGGCUACCAACAUGUUUGCAUAUAAACACACACACACACACACACACACAAAUCACAGUUUUUCAACUUUCCACAUAGCCUAUCCUAAGUAAACAAUUUGGAAAACAGGUUUUGCAUUUUUAAUUGACAGAAUAACUUAAAAAAUACAUUGAUUCAAGUUGGCACAUUAAACAGGAACAAAGGCUAGCUAUGAAAUCAGGAUAAGGAUUUCUGAAGAAUAAAUAAUAAAGAUUUGCCAGCAAGUUGCUAUCUUAUCUAUGCAGUGCUGCUUAGUUUCCCAUCGCCGUUCAACACUUAAAAAAAAAAAAAAGACCCCUUUACAAAAUGCAUAUGACCUUUGUAAACGUGGACUUUUCACCGCGUAACUACUUGAUAAUGCGUGCCUCCACAAACCGGGUUUAAAAACCUUCUUGCACCUAUAAAUUCACCUUCAUAUAUACUGAAUAUAAAAAAACACAUGCUGCUGUUAAAGAGUACUAAAACAUGCACUUGCAACAGAAAUAAGAGCUUCAACACCAGGAAGAAGCCUGCCUUCUUUCCCAUAAAGAUCAUUUUUACACAGUUCUUCCUUCAUAUCAGCCAAAGAGGCUCAGUGUACUGACUUGCCUACAGUUCAGUAAUUAGUGCAAUAAACUGCAGACUCAAAAUGCAUGACCCCCACCCUCUUUGUAAUGAUGAAUUACUGGAACUAUGGGGACUUUAGCUCAUUAAAACUAUGUUAUUUAGUACAACUAGACUUGAAUCCAAUAAAACGAAUGAACACAUCAGUGUGUAAAUAUUAGUUGCUUCUUUGGAUUAGUGGUGUUCUUAUUCCUCAACAUUUGGCUGAUAUGUACAAAACGGUGCCCGAAGAGUCCAGAAUGUCUCAAAGUGAAUGUUAGUGAAAAACGGACAGAAAUACAGAAAAAAAGCCACUGAAAAUUACAAAAUGUUG
Molecule: messenger RNA, 3533 nt
Organism: Dunckerocampus dactyliophorus (ringed pipefish)
Lineage: Eukaryota; Metazoa; Chordata; Actinopteri; Syngnathiformes; Syngnathidae
Gene: wdr31
Product: WD repeat domain 31
Exons: 14
Coding region: 636-1757 (373 amino acids)
Molecular function (GO): protein binding
Source: RefSeq, a predicted model, not a curated record